AUGGUGAAAAUCAGUUCAUCUCUUGGGAAACUUCUGCUGGUCAAGGUGGAGAAGGAUCCCUUUCUCAAUUUCCAGGAAGACGAGUGGUACUGCUCCACCAUAGAAGUAACGACUCCAGAGGGAGACGCCAUUCUCUUCCCCUGUCACAGAUGGAUUUCCAGGGGAGAGUAUGUGGAACUUAGAGGAGGGAGAGAGUACGUUGCAGAGCAGGGGAAGGAGGAUGACUUUUACGGAUACCAGUUUCUGAACGGAAUCAACCCCACUUUGAACAAGCGCUGUUCAGAGCUUCCCCGAAACUUCCCUGUCACAGAGGAGAUGGUGAAGCCGUUCCUGGCUGAGGACAGCAGUCUGAUGAGGGAAAUUGGGAAAGGCCAUAUAUUCCUCUAUGACCAAAAGAAGCUGGAUGGAAUCCCCACUUAUGUCUACAAUGGAGAUCUGACUGUGACUUCUGGUCUCUGUUUGUUCUACUUGAACCCACAAAACAAACUGAAGCCAAUUGCAAUACAGCUGCAUCAACAGCCCUCAGAGAAGAAUCCCAUCUUUCUUCCCAGCGACCUGGAGACCGACUGGCUGCUGGCCAAGAUGUUUAUCAAAAACGCAGAUGCAAUGGAUCAUGAAGCCGUCCAUCACCUCAUGAACACUCAAUUUAGUACAAUUUACUAUUAGAGUACAGCUGGAAUUGAGGGGAUGCUAGAGAUCAUGAGGAGGUCCCUCCGUGAAAUGACCUACAGCUCCCUCUGUCUGCCAGAGAACAUCGCUGAACGAGGACUGGAGUCAAUCCCCAACUACUACUACAGACAUGAUGGAUUGAAGCUGUGGUCCAUCAUCAACAGCUUUGUGAGGGCAGCAGUGGAGUACUACUAUCUCUCAGACGCUGACGUCUCUAAAGACACAGAGCUGCAGGAUUGGAUCUGUGAGAUAUUCACCUACGGCCUCUUGAGCAACAAAGCCUCAGGAUUCCCGGACUGCUUUCAUUCCAUUGAGGAAUUGAUAAAAUUCAUCACUGUGAUCAUCUUCACAGUGUCGGUUCAACACGCAGCAGUCAAUAAUGGACAGUUUGACUUCUACUACUGGAUUCUGAAUGGCACAUUGCUAUUGCACAAACCUCCUCCAACCACCAAGGGGCAGUCAAGCAUGGAGACAAUUAUGGAGACCCUCCCGAAUGUUGGAGAGACUGUUGCCACAUCAGUGUUGAUAAAUCAACUUUCAGGAAAAUACAGUGGUCUUGUUCCUUUGGGUCAAUAUCCUGAGAAAAGAUUUGACGAGCCUGAGCUUACACAGGUGAUUCUGGAGUUUCAAGUGGAGUUGUCAAAACUCCGUGAAGAAAUCAUGAAGAGAAACUUGCAGCUUGAACUGCCCAAUGACUACCUGCUCCCUUCUCGCAUUGAGAACAGCGUGUCUAUUUGAGAAAGUCAGAGAGAUCAAUUCUGUAUCAUUAACCAACUAUAUUUCAUCCUGGGAGGUGUUAUUGUUGUGGGUAGGUGUUGCAUGAUUUAAUCAAAUAUUUUAGUUGAUAUGUGGGUCUGUGGUGUGGUUGUUCAGUAAUAACUUAAUUGAUAGACAAACGAAAUAAUAGCUUAAACAUUACUCCAUCCUUAUUGAACAAAAAGGCGAAAGAUGUAUAAUGAUACUUUUUACACUUUUCUAACAUUGAUUUUUUGCUUUUUCCAUUCCUAUAAUGGACAUGAUGGCAGAGAUGAAUUAGCUGUAAGAAAACAUACUGAUGUUGUGUUUUGGGGAACUACAUGAAUUAUUUGCUUAAACAAUAAAGAUAAAGAUGUACUGUGUAUAAUUACUUCCUGUCACCUGUGUUCAACUUCGAAUCCAUUAAACUUAUAGUCGCUCA
Platichthys flesus (European flounder) is the source of this 1846-nucleotide messenger RNA. Its product is annotated as hydroperoxide isomerase ALOXE3-like. Gene Ontology annotation, biological process: linoleic acid metabolic process; lipid oxidation. The record is from RefSeq and is a predicted model, not a curated record. Gene Ontology annotation, molecular function: oxidoreductase activity, acting on single donors with incorporation of molecular oxygen, incorporation of two atoms of oxygen; protein binding; metal ion binding. NCBI's taxonomy places the organism in Eukaryota, Metazoa, Chordata, Actinopteri, Pleuronectiformes, Pleuronectidae.